This is a messenger RNA of Peromyscus californicus insignis, 1929 nucleotides long. It is a transcript of the gene Fosb, whose product is annotated as FosB proto-oncogene, AP-1 transcription factor subunit. Gene Ontology annotation, molecular function: RNA polymerase II cis-regulatory region sequence-specific DNA binding; DNA-binding transcription factor activity, RNA polymerase II-specific. Gene Ontology annotation, cellular component: nucleus. The record is from RefSeq and is a predicted model, not a curated record. The transcript has 4 exons. Lineage: Eukaryota; Metazoa; Chordata; Mammalia; Rodentia; Cricetidae. Bases 602 to 1618 code for a protein of 338 amino acids. Gene Ontology annotation, biological process: regulation of transcription by RNA polymerase II.
CUGGAGCGGCUACGCCGGGGACACGCGGAGCCGGGGCUUGCAGGACUUGACUACUGGUGACUCUUCUUCUUCUUCUUGGCGGCCGUGAAAAAAAUUUAUAUAUAUAUAUAGAUAUUAUUUUUUAACUGGAGAGAAAGUUUUGUGGGUUUCUGUUUUGCAAGACUCCUUCUAGAUCGUUCUUCUGUUUCGUCCCGAGGAUAGACUUACUUUCUGUGGGCUUUUGGAUCGCGCCCCUCUGCCCUCCCCCAUUUCGUGGGACUCCUGGAAAGGAAGGAAGCAGCAUCCGAAGCGCACGCUGACCGGCGGCACUGCGCGGCGGGACUCUGGGCGGGGAGCGAUCCCCGCGUCGCCCGCCGUGAAAUCGACGGAGCUUGGACUUUCAGGAGGUACAGCGGCGACCUGAAGGGGACCCGGGCGCUUGCAGAGGGGACUUGCAUCGAAACUUGGGCAAUUCUCCGAGCCGGACGCGGAGCUCCCCCAAGCAGCGCACUUUGGGGACGUGUCCGGUCCACUCCGGACUCGCAUCUCAUCCCACUCGGCCAUAGCCUUGGCUUCCCGGCGACCUCAGCGUGGUCACAGGGGCCCCCCUGUGCCCAGGGAAAUGUUUCAAGCUUUCCCCGGAGACUACGACUCCGGCUCCCGGUGUAGCUCGUCACCCUCUGCCGAGUCUCAGUACCUGUCUUCGGUGGACUCCUUUGGCAGUCCACCCACCGCCGCCGCCUCCCAGGAGUGCGCCGGUCUCGGGGAAAUGCCCGGCUCCUUCGUGCCAACGGUCACUGCAAUCACAACCAGCCAGGACCUCCAGUGGCUCGUGCAACCUACCCUCAUCUCUUCCAUGGCCCAGUCCCAGGGGCAGCCACUGGCCUCCCAGCCUCCAGCUGUUGACCCUUAUGACAUGCCAGGAACCAGCUACUCAACCCCAGGCCUGAGUGCCUACAGCGCUGGUGGACCAAGCGGAAGCGGUGGGCCUUCGACCGGUACAACCACCAGUGGCCCUGGGCCUGCCCGCCCAGCCAGAGCCAGGCCUAGAAGACCCCGAGAAGAGACGCUUACCCCGGAAGAAGAAGAGAAGCGACGGGUGCGCAGAGAACGGAACAAGCUGGCGGCAGCCAAGUGCAGAAACCGUCGGAGGGAGCUGACCGAUCGACUCCAGGCGGAAACGGAUCAGCUGGAAGAGGAAAAGGCCGAGCUGGAGUCGGAGAUCGCCGAGCUGCAAAAAGAGAAGGAACGCCUGGAGUUUGUCCUGGUGGCCCACAAACCGGGCUGCAAGAUCCCCUACGAAGAGGGGCCGGGGCCAGGACCGCUGGCCGAGGUGAGAGAUUUGCCAGGGUCAACAUCCGCUAAGGAAGACGGCUUCGGCUGGCUGCUGCCGCCCCCUCCACCACCGCCCCUGCCCUUCCAGACCAGCCGAGACGCACCCCCCAACCUGACGGCUUCUCUCUUUACACACAGUGAAGUUCAAGUCCUCGGCGACCCCUUCCCUGUUGUUAGCCCUUCGUACACUUCCUCGUUUGUCCUCACCUGCCCGGAGGUCUCCGCAUUCGCCGGCGCCCAACGCACCAGCGGCAGCGAGCAGCCGUCCGACCCCCUGAACUCGCCCUCCCUUCUAGCUCUGUGAACUCUUUAGACAAACAAAACAAACAAGCCCGCAAGGCACGAGGAGGAGGAAGAGGAGGAGGAGGAGGAGAGGGGAAGGAGCGCUCGCGGGGGUGUGUGUGUGGACCCCUUGACUCCUCUGUCUGACCGACGGCCAUCCGCCUCUGCCAUCGGACAGGACGGAAGGACCUCCUUUGUGUUUUGCGCUCCGUCUCUGGUUUCUGUGCCCCGGCGAGGCCGGCCGGAGAGCUGGUGACUUUGGGGACAGGGGGUGGGGCGGGGACGGACACCCCUCCUGCCAGACGUCUAAUGGUCCUGUCACUUCAACCCAAC